This is a messenger RNA of Euleptes europaea (tarantolino), 2403 nucleotides long. Its product is annotated as threonine--tRNA ligase 1, cytoplasmic-like. Gene Ontology annotation, cellular component: cytoplasm. Gene Ontology annotation, molecular function: threonine-tRNA ligase activity; ATP binding. Gene Ontology annotation, biological process: threonyl-tRNA aminoacylation. Bases 1 to 2376 code for a protein of 791 amino acids. The record is from RefSeq and is a predicted model, not a curated record. Lineage: Eukaryota; Metazoa; Chordata; Lepidosauria; Squamata; Sphaerodactylidae. The transcript has 18 exons.
AUGGCUGCUGCAGCGGCGGCCGUGGCCUCCCGCCUGGCGCGCCAGGAGCAAGAGAUGCGCUGCCUGGCGGCCGAGAUCGGGCGGCUGAAGGAGCCGGAGCGCUGGCCCGGCGGCCUGGGUCUCCCCGCCGACCCCAGCCCCGAGCUGCAGGCGCUGCGGGCCGAGAACGAGAAGCUCCGCUACCGACGCCUCCACCUCCGCCGCAGCCUGCAGGCACAGCUGGGCCGCGCCGGGGAGGAGGAGCCCGGGGAAGGAGAGGUAACCGCUGCAAGCUCGGCCUCCGCCUUACUCUCGAGCAGAGACCCUUCUUUGGGAGUCGGCUUUUUAAAAACUCGCCUUUUCGUUUGCCAGGAGCCGAGCUACAUCCCGGACAGACUGAAGCUGUAUGCAGCGCUGAAGAAAGAGCACGACACCCUGCUUUCUUCCAGGGCAGCCAGUCAGAGCAGAACGAUCCAAAUCACCCUUGCCGAUGGGAAGAAGGUGGAAGGGGAAUCCUGGCGAACAACUCCCCAUCAGAUUGCGCAAAAAAUCAGCCGAGCGCUGGCUGAUAGUGCGGUCAUCGCCAAAGUGAACGGUGGACUGUGGGAUUUAGAUCGUCCGCUGGAGGGAGACGCUACUUUGGAGCUGCUCACGUUUGACAGCGAAGAAGCGCAAGCGGUGUAUUGGCAUUCUAGCGCUCAUAUUCUUGGAGAAGCCAUGGAAAAUUUUUACGGAGGAUGUUUGUGCUAUGGACCUCCCAUUGAGAAUGGGUUUUACUAUGACAUGUUCAUGGAAAACAGAGGGGUAUCUAGUAGCGAGUUCCCAACACUGGAGAACCUCUGUAAAAGCAUCAUAAAGGAGAAACAGCCCUUUGAAAGACUAGAAAUCCGCAAGGAAGUCCUGCUGGACAUGUUUAAGUAUAACCCAUUUAAAUGUCGAAUUCUAAACGAGAAAGUUGACACACCGACAACAACCGUGUACAGGUGCGGCCCAUUGAUUGAUUUGUGUCUGGGCCCUCACGUGAGGCAUACUGGCAAAAUUAAGGCCUUGAAGAUCAUUAAGAAUUCUUCCACGUAUUGGGAAGGAAAGGCCAACAUGGAAACCCUGCAGAGAAUUUACGGGAUAUCGUUCCCAGACAACAAAAUGAUGAAGGAAUGGGAGAAGUUCCAGGAGGAAGCCAAAAACCGAGACCACAGGAAAAUUGGCAGGGAACAAGAACUCUUCUUCUUUCACGACCUGAGUCCCGGAAGUUGUUUCUUUCUUCCCAGAGGUGCCUUUAUUUACAAUACGCUCAUCAAUUUUAUUAAAGAGGAAUAUCAUCGGCGUGACUUCACUGAAGUGCUUUCUCCUAAUAUCUACAAUAGCAAACUUUGGGAAGUUUCCGGCCACUGGCAACACUACAGUGAAAACAUGUUCUCGUUUGAGUCUGAGAAGGAAACGUUUGCUCUUAAGCCUAUGAAUUGCCCUGGACACUGCUUGAUGUUUGCUCACCGGCCCCGAUCCUGGAGGGAAAUGCCUUUGAGGUUGGCUGACUUCGGAGUUCUCCACCGAAACGAGCUCUCGGGGACCCUGAGCGGUUUGACUCGCGUCAGGCGCUUCCAGCAAGACGAUGCCCAUAUCUUUUGCGCCAUGGAGCAGAUUGAAGAAGAAAUUAAAGGUUGCCUGGACUUCUUGCAGUCAGUAUAUUCCGUCUUUGGCUUUACCUUUCAACUGCAUCUUUCUACAAGGCCUGAAAACUUCCUUGGAGAAAAAGAAAUCUGGGACCAGGCAGAGAAGCAACUCCAGAACAGCCUGGAUGACUUUGGGGAGCCAUGGAAGCUAAAUCCAGGUGACGGGGCAUUUUAUGGUCCCAAGAUCGACAUUACAAUCAGAGAUGCUAUCGGCCGAUACCACCAGUGUGCAACUAUACAACUUGACUUCCAGCUACCCAUCAGAUUUAAUCUUUCCUACGUUGGUAAAGACGGCGAUGACAAGAAACGGCCGGUGAUUGUCCAUAGAGCUAUUCUGGGCUCCGUGGAGCGGAUGAUAGCCAUUCUAGUGGAAAAUUAUGGUGGAAAGUGGCCUUUCUGGCUCUCUCCUCGGCAGGUCAUGGUGGUUCCUGUCGGGCCUACUUGUGAAGAAUAUGCUCAGCAGGUCUGCAACAGCUUUUUUGAUGUUGGCUUCAUGGCCGAUGUGGAUCUAGAUCAGAGCUGCACUUUAAACAAGAAAAUAAGAAAUGCCCAGCUGGCGCAAUAUAAUUUUAUUUUUGUGGUUGGAGAAAAGGAAAAAGCAAACCAUGCUGUGAAUGUCCGGACAAGAGACAACAAAGUCCAUGGAGAAGUUUCAGUCCCUUCUGCCAUUGAAAAACUAAUGAAGUUAAAAGAGUCGCAAACGCUCCAUGCAGAAGAAGAAUUCUAAUCCUUCCUGACUUGGGAACACACUGGA